Messenger RNA from Meriones unguiculatus (Mongolian gerbil), 1321 nucleotides. RefSeq names its product STIP1 homology and U-box containing protein 1 (gene Stub1). The transcript has 7 exons. The record is from RefSeq and is a predicted model, not a curated record. Gene Ontology annotation, cellular component: Z disc; cytoplasm. Gene Ontology annotation, biological process: cellular response to misfolded protein; proteasome-mediated ubiquitin-dependent protein catabolic process; protein polyubiquitination. The coding region runs from base 142 to 1068 and encodes 308 amino acids. Lineage: Eukaryota; Metazoa; Chordata; Mammalia; Rodentia; Muridae. Gene Ontology annotation, molecular function: ubiquitin protein ligase activity; protein-folding chaperone binding.
UUUGCUCACGUGUCCUCAUGCCAGCUCCGCCCCACGCCGGAAGUUCCGGUGGCGGAUCGCCGAUCGGGCGGAGCUGAUCGCUGCGCGGGCUGCGAGAUCUAGGUGGCCGGGCGCGGAGCCCAAGCCGUGCCGCGCGGCGCCAUGAAGGGCAAGGAGGAAAAGGAGGGCGGCGCGCGGCUGGGCACUGGCGGCGGCAGCCCUGAUAAAAGCCCGAGUGCGCAGGAGCUCAAGGAGCAGGGGAACCGGCUCUUCGUGGGCCGCAAGUACCCGGAGGCGGCGGCCUGCUACGGCCGCGCCAUCACCCGGAACCCACUUGUGGCAGUGUACUACACCAACCGGGCCCUGUGCUAUCUGAAGAUGCAGCAGCCUGAACAAGCACUCGCUGACUGCCGGAGAGCCCUGGAGCUGGAUGGGCAGUCUGUGAAGGCGCACUUCUUCCUGGGGCAGUGCCAGCUAGAGAUGGAGAGUUACGAUGAGGCCAUUGCCAAUCUGCAGCGAGUGUCCACUCCCCCAGCCUAUAGUUUGGCCAAGGAGCAGCGACUCAACUUUGGGGAUGAUAUUCCUAGUGCCCUUCGCAUUGCUAAGAAGAAGCGCUGGAACAGUAUCGAGGAGCGUCGCAUCCACCAGGAGAGUGAGCUGCACUCUUAUCUCACCAGGCUCAUUGCUGCUGAGCGAGAGAGGGAACUGGAAGAGUGUCAGCGGAACCACGAGGGUGAUGAAGAUGAUGGCCACAUCCGUGCCCAGCAGGCCUGCAUUGAGGCCAAGCACGAUAAAUACUUGGCAGACAUGGAUGAGCUCUUCUCUCAGGUGGACGAGAAAAGAAAGAAGCGAGAUAUCCCUGACUACUUGUGUGGCAAGAUAAGCUUUGAGCUGAUGCGGGAACCCUGCAUCACACCCAGUGGUAUCACCUAUGACCGGAAGGACAUUGAGGAGCACCUGCAGCGUGUGGGUCACUUUGACCCCGUGACCCGGAGCCCUCUGACCCAGGAACAGCUCAUCCCCAACUUGGCCAUGAAGGAAGUCAUUGAUGCAUUCAUCUCUGAGAACGGCUGGGUAGAGGACUACUGAGGCCCCAUGUCCUGCCUGGCACCCUGGCCCAGGAGGGUCUGGGGACAGAAGCUCCAGUCCCUGUAUAUAGUUUGAGUCCCUGGGCCUGCCCCCAUCAGUCCUCCUGAUGGGUUCUGAACUGCUCCCCUUCUCGGCAUACCCCUUGCUGGGCCAUGAGCCUCCCUUGUCCCCCUUCUGGGCUGGAAAGUGGGUGAGGGUGGGCUGAGGUUGCUGCUGCUGCCACUGUCCUGUAAUAAAGUCUGUGAGCACUACA